AUGUAAAAAUCAUCUUGCAAUUAUUCAAAUUUUGCUUAAAAGCUCAAAAAAGAAAUGAUUCAUCACUUUGAUAUAUUCAGCUAAUCGCCAAAUUUUACAAUACUCAAGCGUUCCAAAUAUUCCUCAGCAAUUGGAUUUAUCAUCUCAAUUAUGAUUGGAGCCUUUGGGUUUUAUUUUUUUAUCACAGAGGUAGUCUCUAUGAUUUCUAAAUCAAAACCAGCAGUUUAUUAAACAGAAUUAUCUAUAGCUGAAACAGAAGUAAAUAAAAACAAUUUAAAUAGCCUUUGUUUCUUAAAAAUGAUAACUUUACUUUAGCAAUAUCUGUUGUAAACCGAUUUUCAGAACCCAUAAUAGGAAUUGAUCGAUACUUUUAACUCAAUAUCAGUUAAUGCUAGAGAUAAAGGAUAAAGGAUGAAAAUUCUCAAAAAAUUUCUGUGAAAUUAAAGUAUAUAUUUUUAUAUAUUUGUGAUACUCUUAGUUGUACUCAAAUUCCAAUAGAAAUAUGCAAUAUGUCUCACUUCACAACUGAAUUAUAAAAGAAUUAUUUUUCUAUUAUUAGAAUGGGGGGAAUUUAAUGUAUUAACAGGAGAUAUUUAAAUAAUAAUUCUUUAGUAUAAAAAUAUUAAUAAAUUAGACUUUGCAAGGUUAAGUUACAUCUUGGUAAUUCAGAUACAUACUUAUUUAAUUUACAGUUUGUUAAAAUACAAGUUAAUAUAAAAAUUGUGCAUCUAAAGAAGAAAUUGAAACUGCUUUAGAAUCAGGUCAUUACAAUGUUUAUAAAAGUGAUUAUCUAACUACUCUUGAUCAUCCAGAUUAACCUUAUCAAGAAAUCAUUACAAAUGAAUUUACAAGUUUCUCUUUAAGCACUUCUAAGACAAUAUCUUAACUUUAUAGGAUAUAAUAAACAACAACAGAUCAGGGAUUAAUUUGGGAACAAAUUUAACAAUAAUCAAAUAUUUAAUAAAGUGAAUGGAGAGAGAUAUCUGAAUUUUAUAAUAAUCAAUAUUUAAUUGCUCAUUUUAUUAGAUUGGAUUACAAACUAACAAAUAACAUUAGAACCUAUGUUAAGCUGUAAACUAUUAUAGGAAAAAUAGGAGGAAUUUUUUAGAUAUUCAUUAUGAUUAUAGCAAUAAUUUUAAGGCCGAUAGUUGAAAAUUUUAUGAAAUUAGAAAUGGUGAAUUCUCUUUUCAAUUUUUGUGAUUAGUUAUAAAAUUAAUAGCAUUCUAAUGUAACCUAAAAAGAGAAAGAAAUCUAAAUUUAAUUAAAUAGAACUCAGAUUUAGAACCAACACCAAAACCAUGAUCUUAAUAAUCUCAGUAAAAAUCAAUAAAAUUCUAAAUUAAAUUCAUCUAAUAUCUAAACUUGGUUAAUAAUUUUUGGAUGCAAUAAAUCCAAAAAAAAAUAAUUUAUCAUAGCCAAAAACAAAGUCAAUAAAAAUUUAGAAAUUGUCAACAUUUUGAGAAAGUUACAAGAAAUUAAAAUUUUAAAGAAAAUAUUGCUCACAAAUGAUUAAUAUAUUUUCUUAAAAAAGUAUAGAAGAAAAAUUGACAAAAAUGGAGAUUCCUAAAACCAACAUUAGAUAUAAUAAAAUAUCAUCUCUUGCUCUAGAAAUUAAGAUUAAUUCAAUCAAAAGAAUUAAUUAGAAAAUUUUACUUUAGAAUAAAAAAGUUAAUUUGUGUUAGAUUAAAUAGAUAAUUAGACACCUAAGAAUCUAUUUCAAAAAGAUAUUUUUAAUUCUUGUUAUAAAUUCUAAGAGAUUCAUUCAGUUAAUUACGCUGAAAUUUAGGAACCUAUAUCAUAAACACCAAAAAAAUGA
This is a messenger RNA of Paramecium sonneborni, 1816 nucleotides long. Lineage: Eukaryota; Ciliophora; Oligohymenophorea; Peniculida; Parameciidae. The record is from the annotation of a GenBank genome assembly.